AUGAAAUCGAGUCGCACGUCUGGGGAGUGUGAAAUGUCACAUGAGGAAUAUUUGGCCAACCAAUCCUCGUGGAGUGGUGGAGACAGCUUCUUUAUUCCCCCCAAAUGGCGCAAGCAUGUCUUCCGUGUCAUCUUACUAGAUGCAGCUGCAGCUGCACGUGCAGCCGAAGUCGAACCGUCACUCUGCUUAUUGUCAAACGAGACCACAAUGAUCCUCUUCCUAAGCAACGAGUCUGUUUCACCCUAUGUCUCAACGCAGAAUACGUCUAGGUUCGGAAAGCAAUGA
Penicillium samsonianum is the source of this 285-nucleotide messenger RNA. RefSeq lists its product as uncharacterized. Bases 1 to 285 code for a protein of 94 amino acids. The transcript has a single exon. NCBI's taxonomy places the organism in Eukaryota, Fungi, Ascomycota, Eurotiomycetes, Eurotiales, Aspergillaceae. The record is from RefSeq and is a predicted model, not a curated record.